GUCCUUCCUCCUUUGCGAAGAUGUCGGGGGCUGCCGUGGUUUCUUCCUGCCUUUGGUCCGUCAGGCAUUCGGUUGGGGUCGCUAGCAUCCUCGGUUUUUUCUGCAAUACAAUGGAUACAAUUUGUCAUGGCUACUCUGAGUGUUAUAGGUUCAACUUCACUUAUUACCUAUGCUGUAUUUCAGAAUAUACAGAAAUCUCCAGAGAUAAGGCCACUUCUUUAUCUGAGCUUCUCUGAUCUACUCCUGGGAAUUUGCUGGCUCACUGAAACACUUCUCUAUGGAACUUCAGUACCGAGUAAGGACAUCAUCUGCUAUAACCUACAAGCAGUUGGUCAGAUAUUCUACAUUUCCUCAUUUCUCUACACUGUUAAUUACAUCUGGUAUCUGUGCACAGAGCUGAGGAUGAAAUACAACCAGAGUGGACAGAGCACACCUCCACUGGUGAUAGAUUAUACUUGUCGAGUUAGUCAAAUGGCCUUCAUUUUGUCAAGCCUGAUACCUCUACUAUUGGUGACACCAGUAUUCUGUCUGGGCAAUGCCAGUGAAUGUUUUCGCAACUUCAGCCAGAGCCAUAGGUGUAUCCUGAUGCACUCUCCACCAUCAACCAUGACUGAACUCAUGCCUUCUGCCAACACAUCUGUCUGUAGUGCACUUUAUUUUUAUGGCAUCACCAUUUUCCUAACCAGCUUUCUACUCAGCCUCCUUACCAUUAUGGUUCUACUCAUCCAAGCCCAGACACUGUUUAAGAAGUUUGUGAAAUCAACUGGGUUUCUGGGAAGUGAACAGUGGGCAAUGAUUCACACUGUGGACCAGCGGGUGCGCCUCUACCCAGUGGCCUUCUUUUGCUGCUGGGGCCCAGCUGUCAUUCUGAUGAUCAUAAAGCUUAUCAGACCACAGGACACCAAGCUUCACAUGACCCUCUAUGUUCUCCAGGCUCUAACGGCAACAUCCCAGGGUCUGCUCAACUGUGGUGUAUAUGGCUGGACACAGCACAAAUUCCACCAACUAAAGGAAGAGGCUCGGCGUGAUGCAGACACCCAGACACCAUUGUUAUGCUCACAGAAAAGAUUCUAUAGCAGGGGCCUAGAUUCAUUGGAGUCUACCCCUGCUUUUGCUACCAGUGCCUCCACCAUUCUUUGAAACUACAAUACUGGAACAUCCAGGAACUGGAAUUAUUUCACACUAAUGGAUUGAAAAGAAUGUUGGGGAAGGACAUCUUAAACCUUUUCUAACUAUGUACUAAACUGCAGAACUGAAAGGGAAUAUAGUGUCAUGGUUAACAGUCAUUCUAAGUAAAUUGGAGAGGAUCACUCCAGUUAUUUCCAGAUUCACUAGUGAUCCUUAAAGUCUUUUCAGUUCAAAAAAGGGAAGUCUCAGAGAUAGACUCAUAUUACCUGAUGAAUAUUAGAUUUGUCUAAGUCUCUUCUAGAAAAAAUAAAUUCUAGAUUAUUAU
Messenger RNA from Carlito syrichta (Philippine tarsier), 1453 nucleotides. RefSeq names its product transmembrane protein 116 (gene TMEM116). Gene Ontology annotation, cellular component: plasma membrane. Gene Ontology annotation, molecular function: G protein-coupled receptor activity. The transcript has 11 exons. The coding region runs from base 127 to 1140 and encodes 337 amino acids. Gene Ontology annotation, biological process: adenylate cyclase-activating G protein-coupled receptor signaling pathway. The record is from RefSeq and is a predicted model, not a curated record. NCBI's taxonomy places the organism in Eukaryota, Metazoa, Chordata, Mammalia, Primates, Tarsiidae.